Molecule: messenger RNA, 942 nt
Organism: Ectocarpus siliculosus
Lineage: Eukaryota; Phaeophyceae; Ectocarpales; Ectocarpaceae
Source: the annotation of a GenBank genome assembly
AUGUCGAUCCCUGCGCCGCUCGACGCGGAGGCUACGCGAGAGGCCCUCGACUACUUCGCUGCCCGCGGCUUCGACCAGAUCGACACGGCGAUCAUGUACCAGGGGGGGAAGUCAGAGGCGACGCUAGGCGAAGCGGGGAUGGAGAGUUUCCGGGUGGCGGCGAAGGCGAACCCGUGGUACAAGGACGGGAAGACUUUCGACGACCCCGUGGGAGGACUCAACGCCGCGUCCGUCAAGGAGCAGCUUCGGGCGUCUCUCUCGAGUCUCAGGCUGGAAUCAGUGGACCUCUUCUACCUCCAUGCUCCAGACCACGAGACCCCCCUCGAGGAGACACUGCGGGCCGUGCACGAGCUGAGAUCGGAGGGACUUUUUCGUGAGUGGGGACUGUCCAACUACGCGGCGUGGCAGGCGGUGGACAUGUGGCACAUCUGCAAGGCGAACGGUUGGCAGACCCCAGCGGUGUACCAGGGCAUGUACAACGCGGUCACGAGGGAGGUAGAGCGGGAGCUGCUGCCCGCCCUCAAGAAGCUCGGGAUGCGGUUCUACGCCUACAACCCCCUGGCGGGCGGGAUUUUGACGGGGAAGCACAGCUUCGACAGCCCCCCGGAGGGGGGAAGGUUCAGCAGCAAGACUGUGUGGGGCGGGCGUUACAGGGACCGCUUCUGGCACAAGCCCACGUUCGAGGCGCUGGAGUCGAUCAAGGCCCUGUGCCGGAAGCACGAGACCACCCCGGUGUCGGCCUCACUGCGAUGGUUGCGCCAUCACUCCUGCUUGGACGGAAGCCAAGGCGACGCUGUGAUCGUGUGCGGCUCAAGCGUGGAGCAGGUGAAGGCGAACGUCGACGCUUGCGCCGAUGAAACCCCUCUGCCGCAGGAGCUCGUGGAUGCGUUCGACCAGGCAUGGGAAUCCUCCAAGGCGAAGUGCCCGCAGUACUUCCGGUGA